Molecule: messenger RNA, 2335 nt
Organism: Manihot esculenta (cassava)
Lineage: Eukaryota; Viridiplantae; Streptophyta; Magnoliopsida; Malpighiales; Euphorbiaceae
Product: far upstream element-binding protein 1
Exons: 6
Coding region: 122-2155 (677 amino acids)
Biological process (GO): regulation of gene expression
Cellular component (GO): cytoplasm
Molecular function (GO): mRNA binding
Source: RefSeq, a predicted model, not a curated record
ACAGUCAAUAAGCACCGUCACUCGGCCCUCGUCUGUCUGAUAUAAAAGCCUUGUCCCUCUCCUCCUGCAUCUUCUAAUCAAGCGUCGAGUACCUAGGGUUUCUUUAUUCCUUUCUCUACUCAUGGCUGAUGAAUCGCAAUACUCUUCCGGUUCAGACCCCUCUACCGUCGCCUCCAAUAAGCGCAAAUACGAUGACCAAACCCCGCCUGCGUCAACUCGACGGCCUACUGGCUUCUCAUCCCCAGACACCACUCACCCCCCGCCGUCUUACAACAGCGUGCCCCCGCCUACCGAUGAGAUCCAGAUGGCCAAACAGAAAGCUCAGGAAAUAGCCGCUCGCCUGCUUAGUGGUGCCGGUGCUGAUAUUAAGCGUCCUAGGGUGGAGAAUGGUGCUUCUGGAUUCGAUUCCAGUGAUAAGGGUUUUAGCACUGCUCCUAAUGAUAUGAAAUCUCUGUCAAACUCGGCCCCUUCUACAAUUCCUGUUUCAUAUAGCUCGUACCUGGGAGGUUCAAGCAAAAAGAUUGAUAUUCCAAAUGGUAGGGUUGGUGUUAUCAUUGGGAAAGGUGGAGAGACAAUUAAAUAUCUUCAGCUCCAAUCUGGAGCAAAGAUUCAGGUUACUCGAGAUAUGGAUUCUGACCCGAAUUCUCCUACUAGGAUGGUAGAGCUCAUGGGUACUCCUGAGCAAAUUGCAAAGGCAGAACAGUUAAUAAAUGAAGUUCUUGAACAGGCUGAUGCGGGAGGUUCUGGCACUGUUUCCAGAAGGUUUACAGGACAAGGUGGUUCUGAACAUUUUGUGAUGAAAAUUGCUAAUAAUAAGGUUGGUCUGGUAAUUGGUAAAGGUGGUGAAACAAUCAAGAACAUGCAAACUAGGACUGGAGCUCGUAUUCAGGUGAUACCUUUGCAUUUACCCCCGGGUGAUACAUCAACAGAAAGGAAUGUGCAUAUAGAGGGGACUAGUGAACAGAUUGAACUUGCUAAACAGUUGGUUCUUGAAGUUACCAGUGAGAAUCGUGCAAGAAAUCCGUCAAUGGGUGGAGGGUAUCCACAGCAAGGAUAUCAAACAAGACCACAAAGCAGCUGGGGGCAACCUGGAGCUACUCCAAUGCAGCAGCCUGGUUAUGGCUACAUGCAGCCUGGAGCUUACCCUGGUCCACCGCCUCAGUAUAAUACAUCUCAGCCACCUUAUGCAGGAUAUCCUCCCCAACCAUCAUCUGGUGGAUAUCCAACCAACUGGGAUCAGUCGAAUGUCUCUGCCAAUCAGCAGACUGGUCAGGGUUAUGAUUACUAUAAUCAGCCAGCUUCUUCUCAAGCAGCACCAACUCCUGGUGGUUCUGCAGCACCAGCAGAUAAUACUGGUUAUAAUUACAGUCAGCCACCAACUUCUGGUUAUAAUCAGCAGGGACAAAGUUAUGAUGGCUAUGGUGGGUAUGCUCAAUCAGGUUAUGGUCAACCCCCACCAUAUGAUCAACAGCAAGGUUAUACCUCUGCACCCAGUUAUGGUAAUGUAGCCAAUGCUAAUCAGGAAGGACACACUUCCUCCUAUGGGGCCCAAGGAGACUCAGCCCAGGCACCAAGUCAUCCCCCUGCAACAGGUCAGCAAGGUUAUCCUACUGGACAACAGCCUAGCCCAAAUCCAUCAAGCUAUCCACCUCAAGGAUCCACCCAGCCAGGAUAUGCCCAAACUGGUUACGGGAGUCAACCACCAGCUCAACCUGGAUAUGGGACCAAUUAUGGACCUUCUCAAGCACAGAAACCUCCAGCCAAUACCACUGCUUAUGGACAGACACAACAAUCACCCAGCACUCCUGGAGGUUAUAGCCAGCCUACCACUGUGCAGCCUGGAUACUCACAUCCUCAGCCACCACCAUCUGGUUAUACCCAACCAGAUUCAGGUCCAAUUCGUCAGCCACCAUCUGGUUUUGGCGCAUCAAGUGCUCAACCUGCGUAUGGUCCUCCUUAUGGUUCCACAACGGCUGGUCAAUCAGGUUAUGGACAGGGGAUGCCACCUUACAGCACUGCUUAUGUUGGCAGUUAUUCACAGCCUGCAGCGUAUUCUGCUGAUGGCAAUGCUAGCAAUAAAGCUAGCUAUGAUGCAUCGGCAGCAUCACAGCCGGCUAAUCAAAGUGGAGUUUCGAAAACAUCGCCACAAAGUUAAUAUGAUAUUGGAUGGUCGCAUUUUGUUGUUUGAUGGUGUUUUGGGUAUUCAUGCAGUUAGGUGUAGUUCGGUUUUGUAGCGUUAAAAGACCAUUUUUUUUUUCGAAGAGACCUUUAAUUUCUUAUAUAUGUCUUGGGAGUUUUGAUAUUUAAAUGAAUUUUGCUAUUUUUUUUUUGUUUA